Naegleria gruberi is the source of this 4911-nucleotide messenger RNA. RefSeq lists its product as uncharacterized. Lineage: Eukaryota; Heterolobosea; Eutetramitea; Acrasida; Naegleriidae. The coding region runs from base 1 to 4911 and encodes 1636 amino acids. The transcript is spliced from 3 exons. The record is from RefSeq and is a predicted model, not a curated record.
AUGAGUAAGCAUUACACUGUAUUAAGGAAGGAGAGAACCAAGAGAGGCUCCUUCUUUGAGGGUACUCCUCCACAUCUUUCUUCACUCUCUCCACAACAACAACAACAAAAGCAACAACCUCUUUCUCCUAUAUCAAAGACAUCAACCUUCAGUGGCUCCUUCUUAGAUAAAUCCCCAACAUCACCCUCCUCUCUUAAUAAUUCCCUUGUUCAACAAUCACCUAGAUUCAAUUCAUCCUUCAUAAAAGCAUCUCCCACCACUCCUAAGUCUAAUGCACUGCCAAGUUCGAUUAACAAAUUUCCACCUCCACCCUCAUCACCAAAUGCCAGGCAACCUCUAACAAAACAAGAACUAUUCAUGAGGGAAACCAGUUUUAAUUUGCAAACCUUGAAAAAACCUGGCUCUCCACAGUUUUUAUCGUACUCUCCCGAGCAAGAUGGUCUCAUCACAGCCGAUGGAGAAGUUAUGAAGCAUCUUCCAGUUGAUAAAGUGAUUGAUAAGAAACAAAGAAAGAAGAUUAUCAAGCAAAUCUAUCUUGGCUAUGAAUUACCUGAUAAGAAACCAAGUCUUCCUCGUUCUGAUAGUAAAGUGAUGAGCAAGACUGUGGCUAGUUCAUUGAAAACGCUUCCAAAGGUUGUUAAAGAAUCUUACUAUCAGAGACCACCAACAGAUUCUCACAAACAAUCAGCUAAAGAUAUUUUCAAAAGAAGAUACUCUACCAAGUUAGGUAUUCCAACACCAUCUACUCCUGGAAAUCCAACAAAACCACAAGCAAGAAUGAGAACUUUUUCUCUGAAUACCCAAGCAACUCCUCUUAAUACAACAGCCCUCAGGCCAAUGCAAAGAGAAGCAAUUUAUGAACCAAGAAAAGCAUUUGGUUCACCAGUUUGUUCUGGCACAGAAGAUAAUUCAGAUCCAGAUUCAGAUCCUGACUCAGAUCCAGAUUCUGAUGAUUCUGAAUCUGAGCCUAUAGAAAACAUUCAAGAUGAUAAUAUUAGUUGUAAUAAUUAUAUCGAGUCUGUGCAAACUUCAGAGACAAGCUCUCUUAUAUCGUCUCCAUUUCAUGAACAGUUGGAUGAUUAUUCGCCUAUGGUGGCCCAGAGUACUGUAUUUGUAAAAUUAGAAAAGGAUUCUUCAACUUCUUCCCUUACUAAUAGCAUGAGUUUGAAAGAUUUUGGAAGUUUUUCAUUAUCUGUAUCUGAAAUGGUGAAAGAAGAGCAACAAACUAGUGGUUUACUUAUGUACCCAGAAACUCUUGUUGAACAAAAUACACCUACAAAAGAGCUAAUCAUUGAAGAAAAAGCUAUUGAAGAAGAUGAAUUUCUUAAUCGUACUGAUCUUGUCGUGUCUAGAAUGGAAACACAAACACCAUUAGAUGAAUCUCAUCAAGUAGAUGAUUUGGAGCCUGAAGAAGAGGAGGAACCAAUUCAAGAAGCACCAAUGAAAGUAGAAAAGGAAGAAUCAUCAAUAUCUGAAUCUUCCCAAGAAGAUUUUUCUGCAUCAGAUGGUUUGGAAGUGGAAAGAAUUGAUACACCUGUUUUUGAGCGGAAAGAAGAAAUUGUUCAAGAAACAGUACCAUUGAAUAAGGAGGAACCAGUCGUUCAAGAACCCAUCGUUAAGGAAGAACCCUUUCUGGAGGAAUUUGACGAACACAUAGCAGAGGAACAAAAACCAAUUGAAGAAACCGAAACAAAGGGGCCAGUUAUUCUGACCGAAACAGAAGAGUACAAAGCUCGAGAGGAGAAAACAAAGCCAAUGGAAGAGGACAAGAAAGAAGAAAAGAAGGGAAAUGCUUUAGUAAGAUUAUUGAAAAGUGGAGGUAAAAAACUUGAAAGAACUCUUUCCUCCAAGUUCAGAUCAAAGAGCGUCAUGCUCAAUGAAAGACCAUCUUCAUCUCCUUCAAGAAGAGAUUCUUUUUCUAGUUAUUGCCAGGAUGCACCUGAAAGUUUAGCAAUUGAAGUUGCAGUAGAAAAUCCUCCUGAAUUAGUUGCAAUUACAGAACCCGAAGUUCAACAAGCUCCUCCAAUAUAUGAAGAAAGUCCAAAGAAUCCAGAACAAGAAGUUACCUUGGAAGAUCUUUUAUCACACUAUGAAGAAUCAUAUGUUGAUGAUCAAAAUGAUUUCUUACAAAUGGUAGAAGGUGAAUCGCCAACAUUUAAUGGUUUGGAUGAAAGCCCAAAGAGACAAUUUGAAAAUGUAAAACGAUUUGAAGCAAUACCUUCAAAUAUUCUAAAUAGACCAACUACAGCCUCUCAAAGAAGAGGAUCUCGAAAUACGUUUUUCAGAGCUAAAACAGUUACAAAAAUUCACUCUAAGGAUAAAAAAGCAAAUAUUGACGAAUUCUUGAAGGAUGAAAUGUCUGAAUCACCUCCUUUGGAGGAUUAUAUGUCUAGCUCUCGUUCAAGUCAAAGUGGAGAGUCAGAUGAGGGUAAGUCAGAAGAAACGGGUUUGAAAGAAGAAGCAGUGCAAGUGCAUAGAGAGGUUUCAUUUACUGAUAACAAGUUGACCAGACCAACAAGUGCCCAUACCAAACAAAAAUCUGCAGAUAAAUUGACAAGACCAGCAACUGCUCAUCAUUUGAAAUCAAAGGAAUCGAAGAAGAAACCUCAAUUCCCUCAAAAAGAUUUCGAAGACGAGGAAGUUCAAAUUAGAGAAGAUAAAGAAAGUAGUGAUGAUGAACCACAGAAAUCAGUGAAGAGAGUUGCUUUUGCAUCUAAAACCAAUGUUGAACGAUUUAAUGAAACUCAACCUGAAGAAUUGGAAAGACCAUCAAGUGCAAGAAUGAAAAAGGAUAACUCACAAACCACAAGACCAACAACGGCCUCACGUAUUAACUUUAAAGAAAACAGAUGCGAUGUGGGGCCUUCUGACAUGGAAAUCUAUGAAUACGACCCAAAUGACGGAGUAGAUAGACAUUUGGAAUUAUUGAGAACAAUUGAAGAACAAGAGAAAGAAGACAGAUUCACUGAAGAUUUUGAAUGGACAAGACCAAUCACUCCAAAGGUUGAGUACUAUGAUGACUAUGAUUUCAUUUCAAGACCUGGAAGUGCCAGAACUAUCUUCUCAGAACCACUUGAAAACGAUGCAAAUUCUGAUACAAGUAGUUCUCACUCUUCUGAAAAAAAUUCAAUUCUGUUUGAAAAGUUACAUACACUUUCUAGACCUUCCUCCUCUCCUUCUUUUAGAAAGCCAAGAUCUGAUUCAUUAACAAGCUCAUCUCAAUCACUAUUAAUUAGAAAGGCCUAUCUUCCUCCACAUACAGUUGUAAAUUCACCAACAGGAACUUCACCAACAUUUAUUUCUUUAAUGAAGAAGAGAGCUGAUUCUUCUACUUCAUUUGGUCAGAACCCCUCAUCUCCAUCAUCUAAAAACAGCUCUCGAAGAAAUAGUAAGAUUAACCCUUUCAUUGUAGAAACAGAAUCAGAUACCACAAGUGAAGCAUCUAACCUUAAUAAUACUUCCUCAGCUGUUGAUCUUCAAAAUAUCUCAACAAAAUUCAUUGAUUUGAAUAAUGGCGGUGGAUCUCUAAACUCGAGAAGAAAUUCUGAGAAGCUUGACUUCACGAGCACAUCAAGUUCUCCUAGAAGAUUGAUAGACACUCCAACUUAUCCGGGUUAUAUUCCAAAAUUCCUUCCUCGUCCAUAUUCUCUUCCUUUAUUAUCCAAAGUUAGACAUGGUGUUGUCAGAUUGAGUGUGUUUAUGGAAAUGCACUUGGCUAAUGAUUUCCAAGUUUUGAAGAAAAACUCAAGCGUAAAUAAUGUACCAUACAUGGAAGAAGGAUUUGAUAAGAAUGAAUUGAAUUCCAUUAUUAAUGAUGAAAAUCCAUACAUGUUUAUUAGAAGAACUAGGUUUAGUACUGGAUUUUUGAUUUGUCCACUUUCAACCAGACCAGGAACUAAGAAUUACUUGCUGACCUCAGCCAGAAAUGUUCAAUCUUAUUUGACAACCAAAGUAGCUCCUGACAAUACUUCUAUUUAUAUUGAAAAGAAGGUUGUGAAGAUUUCAGCCAACUUCCUUGAUAAUAUCGAAGUUGGAGAAAAGGAACGACAUCCAAAUACUUUUGCUUCGGUUGCUGAGGUUGAAUGUCAAAUAGAAUAUUGUGGAUCGUUUUACAGUACGCUUAAUGUCAACCAAGAUUGGGCAAUUCUUUCAUUUACAUUCAAUGAAGAUAUCAAGUACAUUGAUAGGGAGAAUUAUAAAUUCUUAAAAUCCGGAGUUAUCACAAUCCCUUCUCCAUCUCAAUUGUUCUUAUUGGUAAAGCACUUGGUAACAAAGACAGCUGAAAAUAAGAGAGCAAACUCUGAUAAUGUUGUUGGAGAUUACAUGAUGUGUGUUAAUGGAUUGUAUAGUGACAGAGAAGAAUUAUCCAAUAUUACUAAGGUAACCAAUAUUGAUGACUAUUCUAUCAAAAUUGUAAGAGAUUCGAUGGAUCCUAUGGCUUGCUCAUUGGCUUUCCUUGUUAAGGGUUCAAGCUUUUCUCGUUUCGAGUAUGCCAACUAUUCAACUCCUUCAUUUACUGGUGCUCCAAUAACGGCUUGUGCCAUUUCUAUGGAGGGUUUGGAAGAAGUUCUCAAGGAAUCUGAUAGAAGGCAUGGUAAGAAAAAAAAUACCUUAAGAGGAAAGAUUGAAAAUCAAAAUAUUGCAAAUUUUGCCAAGACCAACUCGUGUGUUUUUACAAGAUACGUUAUUGGUAUUCACAGUACAGUUAGUGCAAAUUCAAAAUUCCAUGGAGUUGGUUGUUCUGUCAUGAACUGGUUUGAAACGUUCUUCAAUUUAGUUUACAAACCUAACAGAAGAAGAUUCUCACAAACUGAAAAGGAAUUAAUUGAGUUAGAAUACGAGUCUUACAUUUCUUUGAGCAAUAGUAGAGUUCCAAAUAUUCCUGGGGCAGGAUCUUGCAAAGUUAUGUAA